AUGGAGCUGCUGCGCUGUCUGGGAGGGGGUGGCGGAGGUGGUGAAACCCAGGUGCUCGCUGCUGCCGGCGGCGCGGCGCUGGGCGCUGGUGUGGUCGCCAGUGGCUUUUACCUCAAAGGACUUGCGGACAGCUACAAGGAUGCAACCCACAGACAGCAGUUUGGAGUUGUGCAGGAGGCUUUGCAGCAAAGCUUGGGCCUGGAGAAGAUGCAGCUUCCCAGCUCCUUCCAGGCGGAGGGCCAAGUUUGGCCGACGCUGCAUCCUCUACUGACAAGCGCUGCCUACCCGCAGGUGAGGAUGGCUUUUGAAACGAUCCUCAAGUACCAGAAUGCACGGAAGGUUAAAGCAGACCCAAAGACAUUGGUCUGCGAGCUGCUCAAGACCUGGCUGCGCGAGCAUGCGGCCGAUACCACUCCUGCGCCGCAGGAGGUGGAGGCAUACCGCAACUUGUGCUCCAAGUUGAUGGUGCAGAAGGACAAGUGGAGGUGCUGCCGAGCUCUGCGUCGUGCUAUUGCUUGUAGUAGCAUGACUGCACUCUAUUUCCUGCCAUCCCUGCAUUUUGAUCGUUAUUUGUACAUCAACACAAGGCUGGUAAAGCAUGGCACUGAUGUGGGUCGCAUAGGAAUCAAUAUUUCUGAUGUGGGUCCCAUAGGAAUCAACACUUCAAGCAUCAAAAAUGAAGAACAGACCUUCUUGCGAGUGAAGGGGGAAGAGCUGGAUCCCACAGGGCACGCAGGAGACUCAGAAUGUGCCGAAUGGACGAUGAGCUGA
Symbiodinium natans is the source of this 771-nucleotide messenger RNA. NCBI's taxonomy places the organism in Eukaryota, Dinophyceae, Suessiales, Symbiodiniaceae. The record is from the annotation of a GenBank genome assembly.